Messenger RNA from Alnus glutinosa, 577 nucleotides. Its product is annotated as putative lipid-transfer protein DIR1. Bases 11 to 370 code for a protein of 119 amino acids. The transcript has 2 exons. Lineage: Eukaryota; Viridiplantae; Streptophyta; Magnoliopsida; Fagales; Betulaceae. Gene Ontology annotation, biological process: systemic acquired resistance. Gene Ontology annotation, molecular function: fatty acid binding. The record is from RefSeq and is a predicted model, not a curated record.
CAUUGAAGAAAUGGGAGCUCCAAUGAAGCACAUCUCCUUUCUUGUGCUUCUUAUGAUAUUUCUAGGACCUGAUGGGAAGCGUGGGGUUCAUGGAGCUGGUGAUCAUCAAUGUGGGAAAUCCUCCAUUGACAAUGAGGUUACUAAGCUGGCUCCCUGUACAUUGGCAGCGCAUGAUGAGAAAGCUGAAGUUUCAGAUAAGUGCUGCACUGUGGUGAAAAAUGUUGACGUGAGUUGCCUCUGCGCCAUUUUGCUUUCUGAUAUAGCUAAGAGUUCUAGGAUCAACCCAGUAGUUGCAGUCACCAUACCCAAACGCUGCAACAUUGCUAAUCGUGCUGUGGGUUACAAGUGUGGAGCUUAUACAUUGCCUUGAUGACUGAAGACCAUCAGCCGGAGUUGCUGCAGAUGUGCUGUUGCUUGUUUGUUUGCAAUGUUGUUGAGUAUUCACUGUUAGUCGUACGUACGUACCAGUGUGUCUGGAGACUGUAUCCUUGUAGCUUGUUCUUCAUGAGUGCCAGCUAAUUAUAAGUUUACUGUUAUCUCCAUCACCUGAGGAAUUAAUAAAUAAAUUCUUGGUGUU